AUGAAGGCCUUUAUUGCCUUGUUUUGCUCACUCCUUCUGAAAUAUUCUUACAGACGACAUGGAAAGGACAACUACUUCAGUUGCACAUAUGUUCUUCCUGAUGGUGUCACACACACAAAGGGUUUUGUAAAAGAUCCAGGUGAGGCAAAUGGAUACCUUGCUUUUACAGAUGGAGUCCUACCUCCGCAACCUGAAAGAAAAGAGGACAUGGAUCAGCUAGAAGUUAGAGAAAAGCCCGAGGACAGAAGAAAAAUUGAUUUAACACAAACUGAGUUUACUUUGACAAAUGAGCGCUUCCUUGUCCCAGAGAUGAUCUUUCGUCCUGCUGAUUUGGGAAUGAAUCAAGCUGGACUAGCAGAGUGCAUUGUUAAAGCUAUCAAUUCUUGCCAUCCUCAUCUUCACCCUGUACUCUAUGAAAGCAUUAUAUUGACUGGUGAAAGCACACUUUUUCCUCGAUUUGCUGAAAGAUUAGAAAGGGAUCUCCGACCUCUUGUACCUGAUAUAUACCAAGUGAAGAUAACUACUCAAGAAGAUCCUAUUUUAGGUGUUUAG
Molecule: messenger RNA, 552 nt
Organism: Ilex paraguariensis (yerba mate)
Lineage: Eukaryota; Viridiplantae; Streptophyta; Magnoliopsida; Aquifoliales; Aquifoliaceae
Source: the annotation of a GenBank genome assembly